Molecule: messenger RNA, 1299 nt
Organism: Penicillium canariense
Lineage: Eukaryota; Fungi; Ascomycota; Eurotiomycetes; Eurotiales; Aspergillaceae
Product: chalcone isomerase domain-containing protein
Exons: 1
Coding region: 1-1299 (432 amino acids)
Molecular function (GO): intramolecular lyase activity
Source: RefSeq, a predicted model, not a curated record
AUGGCUACUCAUCUUCGUGCCAGCCCCUGGCGCACUUACCAGUGCCUCGCCCGGCAGCGGAUCCGGCAACCCUCCAUCACUCCCAGGUCGCUCUCCACGACACACUCACUCCGAUCCACCAACAAUGCCGGCAGCAACCCACUCCGCUCAACAGGGCGCGCAAAGACCGAACAGGAUGUCGCAAAGUCCAAGCGGUCAAUCGCCUUCUCGAUCGUUGGAAUGGUCGCUUGCGGUGCCGCUAUGUACGGCAUGAUCAAGCUGGACGUGUUCGGGCUCGAUGCGCUAGACGCGGGCAAAAACAAAGGCUCCGAAGCAGAGCAGGUCAAGCAGAACAAGCUCGAGCUUACACCAACAUCAAACGGAUCCAUGAAGAUGGACGGACCACCCGGGUUCCCAAGCACGGGCGGACCUUCCGUAAUUCCCCUGCACGGCCAGGACAACGUCGAGCAGGUUGCGACGGGGACCAGCACAAUCCCCUACUUCCCCGCGACAAUUCGGCUGCCGUCUGCCUCUGAAAUCGACAGCAAACAAACAGGCGACGAGUUGUCUACCUCCGACGGUGACGAGUACCAGCUCCUCGGCCUGGGCAUCCGCACCGUUUCCUUCCUCUCGAUCCAAGUCUACGUCGUGGGCCUGUAUGUCGCCAAGUCCGACAUCACUGAGCUGCAGCGGCGCCUGAUCCACACAGCCAUCCACCCGCCUACCGACGAAUCAGUCGCGAUCUCCGGCAUCGGCGCCGACGCCGCCACCUCGCUCGUCCCGCCGGAGCGCCAGCUGCUCAAGGAGCUCCUGCUCGACGCGGAGCGCGGCGACGCCGCCUGGACGGCGCUGCUCAAGGACAACGGCAUCCGGACGGCAUUCCGCAUUGUGCCGACCCGCAACACGGACUUUAUGCACCUGCGCGACGGCUGGGUACGCGGGAUCACGGCGCGCGCGCAGCAGAAGAAGCCGCCGCCUGGCGCGGCGCCGGGCGAGUUCCAGGACGCGGAAUUCGGGACGGCGAUGAAUGACUUCAAGGCUGUGUUUGGGGGUGGCCAACGCAAAAAUGUGCCUAAGGGGCAGACACUGGUGCUGCUGCGCGGGGCGCAGGGUACGCUGGAUGCGCUGUUCCAGCCGGAGCCGACGAAGCCGAUGCGGUGGAUGGGGCGUGUUGUCGAUGAGCGGGUGAGCCGGCUUGUGUGGUUGAACUAUCUGGCUGGCAAGUCUGUUUCGAGUGAAGGGGCGCGGCAGAGUAUUGUGGAGGGAUUGAUGGCUGUUGUUGAGAGGCCCGUGGGCACUGUUGUGCAGCGGGUGGUAUGA